Pecten maximus is the source of this 6479-nucleotide messenger RNA. RefSeq names its product leishmanolysin-like peptidase. Gene Ontology annotation, cellular component: cytoplasm; membrane. Bases 1100 to 3136 code for a protein of 678 amino acids. Gene Ontology annotation, biological process: proteolysis; cell adhesion. NCBI's taxonomy places the organism in Eukaryota, Metazoa, Mollusca, Bivalvia, Pectinida, Pectinidae. The transcript is spliced from 17 exons. The record is from RefSeq and is a predicted model, not a curated record. Gene Ontology annotation, molecular function: metalloendopeptidase activity.
GUACGAAUGUUAAAAUGAGGUCCAAUGGAGGGUUCUGAAAGAGAGAAGAGGCAAGAAGAUGAGAGAUGAGGAUCUUUGAUAAAGAAUAUCCCACUGUGCUGAAAUGAACAAUGUCUGCUCCGUGUAUCGAAAUUAGAUAUGAGCAAAUUGCAUAAACAAGGCUCCAGUUCCUCGAGAUCGAUCUUAUGACUGAUUUAUCUGUCACUGUGACAUCCUCGAGCUCCCUACGUAAAAAUAGCAAUUUUGAUUAUGUAAUUUUACCACAUAAUCAGUCCCGGGUCAGAUUUGGUACAGAUAGAAACUAUGGAAUUUAUUUUGAUGUCAAAGCAAAGGACAGAAAAUAUGAUAUAAAAUCCCAUUAAUUUCAUUUGAGUUGGCUAAAUAUAAAUAUACAACAGUAGGGCUCGUGUUUACUUUUAUUUAUUUAUUAUUUUUAAUUGUCCCAGAACAUCCAUUUGUGCUGUAGUGUUCUUGGCAAUAUAUCAACAUGAAUUCACUUGGCCUACAUGUAUAGGUACAUUUUAAGAGGUGUAAGAUGUAGUUAUUAAUGGAUAUUGUACCAGUCUGUGCUAUAUCAAUGAGGCCGUGGCUUGUAUACUAGCUAGGUCUAUAUAUAUACAGUGUGUAUUUAUGUUCAUUGAGAUGACCAAACAUUGCUACAGUGUACAUAUGGCCACUGGUUCAGCAACUGAAGGGUGAUUCAUCUACUGUGAGUUAUCACCAGACAUCUAAAACAACUUGGAUAUUGACAUGAUUAUGACAGAAGCUUAAUAAGGAAGCAGCAUUGAUGUUAUAAAAUUAUUGGCAACACAAAAAACCAAGUACCUAUGUAAUUAGGUUACAUGUAACAGCUUAAUGCAUGCUUAUAAAGGGAAUACUGUAUGUACUAGACAUGUACUGCAGCAUUAGUCUGGUGAAAUAUACUAUGCCUGUAGGUGGUUGUUUACAUUGUUAAGAUGUGAACUGGCCUGGUUUAUUACACUCAUGCAUAGUGUGAUAAGUAAAUAGUUGAUAGACUGCUUCAUGUGAACAUGAAUGGAUCAUCAUACAAGAAGACUUAUUCUGUGAUGUUGAACAUGAUAACACCAGUGUUUCCAAUAUGACAACAGGAUCUACCAAUCGAAAAGGCAUGCUGAAAUUUUAUUUAGUUAUAGCCUUAGUGGUACACUUAUCACUUGAAGAACUUGUCCCAGAUAUUCCACUAUCAGGAUUUAAUUGUGAUCAUCAGCCAGCAUCUCGGGAUGAGGUUGUCCUGGAUGUAAACCUGGAUUCAGAGCCACACCACAUUGUUCGCAAGCGGAGUCCUGACCAGCCUCUGAGGAUCCACCUCCACUAUGACAACAGUAUCAGCUUCUUACCAGCCUCCCAUCGCUCCCUCAUUGAGACCUUGGUAAGAGAAGCAGUUGAUUACUGGGAGCGAACUUUGUCUGUACGACGUACCAUUGGCUCCAUCAGACUCAACAGGCAGUGUCAGUCCGACGAGGUGAGAUACAGAGACAUAGACAAAGGGCGUUACUGUGUGGAUGGAUGUGCUGCCCUUACCAAGUGUGGUGAUAUCUUUAUACCCUUGGAGCACCUUGAGAGGUGUUACCUGUGGGACAGCAGGUUUAACAUCUGGAGGAGCACAUCUGAUGCAGGUCCGGGUGUCAACAACACCGACUUCAUCCUCUAUGUCGCUGCACUCUCCACACCACGAUGUCGCAAGGCACGAACCAUCGCCUACGCGGCACACUGCCAACAGGAGGCUGCUCUGGAUCGACCAGUAGCUGGCUACUUCAGUAUAUGUCCAGAAUCCAUUUCCAUUGAAAAACAAGACCAUCUUCAACUUCUGUCAACACUUAAACAUGAAAUUCUCCAUGCAUUGGGUUUUACGGCUGGCCUGUAUGCCUUUUACUACGACAGAAAUGGUAAUCCACUGACUACUCGAAACUCUAUAUCAGGCAAACCAUGGUACAACCCACAACUGAGUCUGUACCAGUGGAGUGACAAAGUGGUGAAGACAUUUAAACGGCAGAAUUGGAAAAAUCGCAGUGGUUACACGUCAAAGUCCGUCAACAUGAUAAUCACUCCGCGUGUGGUGGAGGAGGUACGUCGUCACUUUAAUUGUUCCACCUUAGAAGGAGCCGAGUUGGAGGACCAAGGAAUUGUGGGUACAGCUCUCACUCAUUGGGAAAAGAGAAUCUUUGAGAAUGAGGCUAUGACGGGAACAUACACACAGAACCCGGUGAUUUCCCGUGUGACCUUGGCUUUGAUGGAGGACACUGGAUGGUACAGUGUGGAUUACAGCAGUGCAGAGGAGUUGGAAUGGGGCAAAAAUCUUGGCUGUGACUUUGUCAAGAGGAGUUGUCUGGAUUGGAUCGUCCUCAACAGAGCCAAACGCGGCGACAUUCACCCGUUCUGUGAUGAGGUGCGGCGAGGGGUACUGAAGACUGACUGUACCAGGAACAGAGACUCAGUGGCAUUCUGUAACCUGGUGGAGUACAACAGCAGUUUACCACAACAAUACCAGUACUUCAACACCCUUGAAGGUAUACCGGCCUACGCAGUGGGGAAUUAUGGAGGUUCUGUAUCAUUGGCUGACUAUUGUCCAUACCUACAGGAGUUUGCCUGGCGAAGUGGUGAGGUAACAGUGAGAGACUCCAGGUGUUCUUUGGUAGAAAACAAUCCAGACCCAACCAUCAGCUUCUUUGGGGAGACGUACGGCUAUGAUAGCAAGUGUUUCAACCAUGAUCGACUGUGGAAACUCCAACAGUGUUCCAGUCUACUGAGUCUUCCACACUGGGGGAGUGGCUGUUACCAGUAUCACUGCAGUAGACAAACUGGACUAGUACUGAACAUUGGUGGUCAGUCUCACCGCUGUGUCAAGGAAGGUCAGAGGGUAUCGGUCACCUACACGUCAAACCAUUACCUACACUCAGGGUCAGUCAUCUGUCCCUCCUGUACAGAAAUGUGUCGGAAGUCUGGUAUUACAUGUCCACCAGAGGAGCAGCCGUACAAUGUGAUCCGCUCCAACAGUCAGCUGGCUGUCCCCUGCAGUGCCAAGGCACCAUUCCACAGUCCAUCCUCCGAGAUCGCCGCCAUGUCGAUCAUCUCCAAUAUCCUCUGUUUUAUCCUCAACAGCCUCUAUCGGAGAUAACAAAAAUUUACCACUAGGCAUUUAUCAAAUUUUCAUACAUUUCUAUACAACUUUUUCGAUCGUAUUACCAUGUAUAACACCCACAAUAUUUUAUAAUGAUUUUUUUGGAACAUUUGAUGUACUUUUUCAUACAAAUCCCAACAGUUGAGGUAGGUGUAUAUGAGCAGGAGUAUUUCAGUCACCAGUAAAUCUUGUUAGUUCAAUAAGUGUUUCAUCAGAUCAGAUACCUUUGCUUUUAUCUCUGAAAAAGGUACAUUAUGUUUUAAAAUAUUCUCUUGUAAAAUUAUGAUUUUGUGCAACAAUAUAUAUUUACUGAUGUUUUUGAUGGAAACAAUUUUCUAUUGUUUAAUGAUUUCAGUUGACCAUGAUGAUGAAAAGAAAAGAGAAAGAAUUACAUGGUUCAUGCUAGAUAUGAGUUAGUUAAAAUGGUAUGACUAGAUUUUAUCACUAGAUAAAAUGGUAUGACUAGAUUUUAUCACUAGUUAAAAUGGUAUGACUGGAUUUUAAAGUGAUAUCCAUAAAGCGAGUGAUAUACAUAUAUAAGUUUGGCUAAGGGCAAUUGUGCAAGAUUGGUUUCUGUGGUUUUCUAAGUAUGCUUUUUGUUUUUAAUUAUGUGGUUGUAUGUUUUAUAUUUUUUAAUUGUUUAGGAUUUGAUCAUUAUUGAGAAGCACAACAAGAAUUUGGUGUAUCAAAAGUAUACCUGGUUUAUAAAGGAUGAUAUAUAAGUAAUGUAUUAAUGUACUAAUUUUUUAGUGCUAUUUUAUAUUUGCAAAUCUGCCAUUAGUAGAAUUCGGUACAGAUUGUACACAAUAUUUGAAAGUCAAGUCUUCAUUAAAAAAAUUAAAACUGUUCAUCAUGUGCAUUUUUUUUAUGUCAUAUAUAUAUAUAUGUUAGAAAUUUGUUAACUUCUACAAAAGGGCUUUUCAAUACACAAUAUUUUUUAACAUUGAAUUUAUACUGUGCAUUACACUAAGGUGUUAUUAUUUUAUACCAGUUUACAUACUAGUAACGUGAGGAAAUCGAGUUACAUACAUGUAGAUGUGUUUUACUUUUGUCAGCCAAGUAUUAUAUUGUUAAAAGUUUUCAAAGGUGUGCAAAACAUAAGUGAAAGAAUAUUAAGAUGAUUUUUAUAAACUACAAGGUAUUUACCAGAAGAAAUUUAUGAACAGAAAAAAACUGGAGUACAGUAAUAUGAGAUGUUACAAUGUGCUGGAACAACAUUUCCCCGUAUUGUUGUUUUUGGUGCUGAUUUGCUUUUAAUAUGUAUUAAUAUAAUUAAAUGUCAACCGUUUUUAUUGCAAUGCAGAAGAAAAAUUAUGCAGUAAAUUUCAUGUGAAAACUGUAUAUACCCUGUUAAGAUUUUUUCAUAAGUCCAGUCCCACACAGGACAUAACUUAAAUGUAACUUUGAUGACAUACUCGACAUGCUAACACUUACAGAUCCCAAAUGUAUAUAUUUCAUUAAUGAUUUAUACAAAUUAGGGGGUAUACAUGUAACAUAAACUCCAAUGUAUAUCCCCGAUACAAUCCCAAAUGUAUAUAUUUCAUUAAUGAUAUAUACAAAUUAGAGGGUAUACAUGUAACAUAACCUCCAAUGUGUAUUCCCGAUACAAAGUCUACCCAGAAUUAAACUAUGAAAUAGGCCUCAAGAUACUAUAGGGAUUUCAUCAAGAUGUAAAAAGUAUAAGCAAAUCAUCAUAAACAUUUUUCAUUCAGUAGAGAGCUAAUGUUACAAUGCAUUUAUAUGUUCCAGUAUAUUACGCCGUGUUAAACUGCAUUUAGAUACCUCCAGGCUUUGUUUAUCAUUCCGCUUUGUUUCACAUUUAGUUUUUCAAACUUUUAUAUUUUCCUUGUUUUAUAUUCCAUUAUGUUUGCAACAUUGAUAGAGACAUUACCUAUUUUUACUACAGCUACACAAUUUUCAUAUUUGUAUGCCUGUUACUUGUUUGAAAGAGAAUUGUGUCAUAUGGAAGUCGUUGUUGGUUUGAGUGAAUAUUUGAUUUGAAUCCUGUUUUGUUUAAAUAUCUUGAAUCAAUUUGUUUUUAAAUUAUGACCAUGGUGGCAAUUACGGUACAGGGAUAUAUCAACACUGUAAACAUACAGAUGUUGAUGCCACUGUAAACAUACAGAUGUUGAUGCCACUGUCAACAUACAGAUGUUGAUGCCACUGUUAACAUACAGAUGUUGAUGCCACUGUAAACAUACAGAUGUUGAUGCCACUGUUAACAUACAAAUGUUGAUGUCAUUGAAACACAGAAGCAGCAAUUUAAAUACUGUAUGUAACUAAUCUGUCACUUCAGUUAACAUGUAUAACAAACUAUUUGGUUACAUAUACUGACUCUGGGAAUUUCCCUUGAGCUCAAUAUACCACAAAACUAGAGGGAAUUUCCCUUGACCUCAAUAUACCACAAAACUAGAGGGAAUUUCUCUUGACUUCAAUAUACCAUUCAACCCAAGGGAAUUUCCUUUGAGCUUAUACCACAACUAGAGAUCUGAAGAAUGAAUAGAAAGCUUGUUUGAAUAUGUUAUUUAAAAUGUUUUACUGGGAUAUGUUAUCUAACGAAUGAGGUUUUUUUUAGGAAUUUUAUUUCAAAAUAUCAUAGUUGGAAAGUUGGGAAUCUAAGUACUGUAUCUGUUGAUUAUUUUGCACACUUGAUUGAACAGUUGAACAUCAUAAUUUUACAGUAAAUAUACUGUAAUGUUGAUCUGACUUUAACACAUUUCAUGCUUAGAAUAGUUUACUAAAUUAGAAUUGUCUAAAACUAUUGACAUACAUUCAUUCACUUAAAAUUUGAGUGUGCCAAAUAAAUUUGUAAAAGUAUGGAAAAGAGCAUCAUUAAAGUGAAACAGUAUAUUUUAAAACUCACCAUACUUGACCUUAAAUCUGAAGAGUGUACAUACAUGUACAAUAUGAAAAUCAUGCAAUCUUAUUUCCACGAAAAUGAGUGAUACUGCAUAGUGGUUAGCACUUACAGAAGUCCGUGGUGGUAUACUUUUAGAAUCUCAAUAUUUGAUGCGACCUUUAUGAUGAAAUGACUUGUCUAUAUCCACUCAUGGUCUAUGCAUUUCGUAAGUGUUAUAAUUGAAUACUUUAUAAUUCAAUCUUAAUUUACCGGUAAGAAUAAUCUUUUUCGAAUUGUUUCGGAAAAUAAAAUGUUGCAUGAAGAUGAAGACCUUGUAACACACAUAAAACAUUCUAAUGAAAUAUUCACUAUCUGUUGAUGUUAAAGAUAAUGUUAGUGGUCUUUGAAGACUACUGGUUAUAUUUGAUACUUUGUUUGUUGUGCGUCUCUGUUUUGUAUGAAUGUCUGUUUACAGCAUUAAAAUAUUAUGAAGAAUUAAAA